AUGGGAAAAAAGAAAUUGCUCUAUAAGUCUCUGCCCUCUGAAUCUCAUAGAUCUGGUAGUUUUUCUUGGGCUGAUGCAAAUGAUUCUGAGGAGUUCCUUUUAUCUCAACAUCUUUCUGCUAAAUCUCCAAGAAUCUUGGACUCUAAUCUCUUGAAUUCAGUAUCGGAUUCAGAAAAAGUUACGAUUCCUUUAGUUUCUGUUGAGAAAAUACCUGGUGAAGUCUCUUCAGAUGGACAAAAUGAAUCAAAGAAUGAUAAUACUAACAGAGUUUUUAUGGAUUUUCCACCCUUGGAGUCUGGAAAAGUCUUCAAAAAUUCAGUCCCUGCUAAUAGCAAUGCCAAGAAAAGCUGGGUUAGUUUCUUUUCUGACAAUAGAAAGCUUGGUUGUGGCCUAGAUUUGAAUUUUUUACCCCCUAAUGAAAAAGAUACAGUGAUUUUUGAGGAGGAUGAAUGGUAUGAAGAUGCAUCUAUUUGGGAUUCUGCACUUAUUGGUCAAGUACUGGGGAUAAAUAUCAAGUUUAAAGCUAUGGAAGCUUUUGUUCAAAAAGUUUGGUCACAUUUGGCUUUGCCUAAGAUCUGUAUUCUUAAACUAGGGCUAUUUUUAUACAAAUUCAAAAGCAAAGAAGAUAUGAUGAUUAUUCUGGAAAGUGGACCUUGGUUCUUUGGAUCUAGACCACUUCUUCUUAAACCCUGGUCGAUUGAUGAAGAGAUAGGUAAAAGAAAUGACUGCUUAUAUCCAAUGUGGAUUCAGUUACCAGGUCUGAGAUUAAACCUGUGGAAUGCUAAAUGUAUUAGUAAAAUAGCUAGUCUUAUUGGCAAACCUAUUGCCACUGAUAAGCUAACUGCAAGCAGGCAGAGGCUAGAAUAUGCUAGAGUCCUUGUUGAGGUUAGUAUGCCAUCUCCUCUUCCAGAUCAUAUCUCCAUUCAGGGACCAAAGGGGAAAAAUAUUAUUCAGAAGGCUGUUGAUAAAGGAAAAGAGAUUAUCCAAUAUUCUGGAAAUAAUGGUAACAGUAUCAAUGAUUUCCAGCCUGAAAGGUUUUCUGUGCAUGUUGUGCAUGAUGAGAACCUGAAUGAUCAUAGUAGCAGAAAUGGAGUUGAUAUACAACAAAUAAGCAGCAAGUCGGGUUUACUGCAGGCUGUGCAUGUUGAAGAAUGUGCACAGCAAUCUGAAACUAGUUCAAAGCAAAUAAUUGGUUCUGGAAAAAAUGUUGAUAAUUCUUGGAUACUUGUUCAAGGGUCUAGAGUUAAAAGAAAUGCAUCUCCAUUAUUUUCCAGUUGCUCAGAUAUUGAUCCCUCUGUUAUUGCUCUCCUGGAAACCAAAAUAAAAGAAUCAAAAUUAUCAAAUUCUGCCAAGAGGAUUGCAAAUGACUGGAAAUGGUUGUCAAAUGUUAGAAACUCCUCUAAAGCUAGGAUUCUUAUUCUGUGGGAUCAUAGAAUUCUGGAUACUCAGGUUGUAAAUAUCUCAGACCAGCAAAUUACUUGUGCAAUUAAAUAUCUUGAUGGGAGGCUAGAUUGUGUCAUCUCAUCUGUAUAUGGUUUCAAUCAAACGGAGGGCAGAAAAGAAUUAUGGGCAGAUUUAAUUCAAAUUCAGGAAAUAAUAGGAAAUGUUCCCUGGCUCAUCUGUGGGGACUUUAAUGUAAUGAUUGAUAAAGAUGAUUCAGACCAGCAAAUUACUUGUGCAAUUAAAUCUCUUGAUGGGAGGCUGGAUUGUGUCAUCUCAUCUGUAUAUGGUUUCAAUCAAACGGAGGGCAGAAAAGAAUUAUGGGCAGAUUUAAUUCAAAUUCAGGAAAUAAUAGGAAAUGUUCCCUGGCUCAUCUGUGGGGACUUUAAUGCAAUGAUUGAUAAAGAUGAUAAGCUUGGUGGUGCAGUCUUGUCUGACUCAGAUACUAGGGACUUCAACAAUUGCAUUAAAGACUGUCACCUAAACCAUAUGAAAACUCUAGGCUUCUUUUAUACCUGGAAUAAUAAGCAAGAGGCAGAAGCAAGAGUGUGGAGUAGGCUAGACAGAGCUCUAGUGAAUGAUCAAUGGAUUACUGCUUAUAAUUCAAGUUAUGCAGAAUAUUUGUUACCUCAUUUUUCAGACCAUUCCCCAGGCCUGAUUUCUAUCUAUGAGGAUUGUUUGCAAGGGAAAAAAUCAUUUAAAUUCUUCAAGAUGUGGACCAAACAUGCUGAUUAUCUGCCUACUGUUUCUAAUACCAAACUCAAAAUGCUAAAAGAAGCCUUGAAAGUGCUAAACAAGAGACAUUUCUACAAUAUUAGUGAACAGGUUCAAAGAGCAAAGCUAGUUUUGGAAGAUACUCAGGAAAAACUUCAAAAUAACCCUCUAGACACUAUACUCAUCAGGAGAGAAAAAGAAAACCUUUCUUCUUACAACAAAUUCCUGUUGGGCACUUCUGUUGCUACUUCUCCCCCUGACAGGAACAUUAUCAAAACUGGGCCUUGUCUGACUGAAACUCAAGUCAGGGAUUUAUCUAAACCUGUUUCUAAAGAGGAAAUUAAAGAGGCUAUCUUCUCCAUGUCUGAUAACAAAGCACCAGGGCCUGAUGGAUACAGUGCUUCUUUCUUCAAAACAGCUUGGCCUAUCAUUGGUGAAGAUAUUUUAAAAUCUAUAGGGGAUUUCUUCAGAAAUGGAAAGAUACUGUUCACUAUCAAUUCCACUUCCAUUACCUUGGUUCCUAAGGUACAAUGCCCAAAAACUCCUGCAGAUUUCAGGCCAAUUGCCUGCUGUAAUUGCCUAUACAAAUUCAUCUCUAAAGUCCUAGCUAACAGGAUAAAAUCAGUUAUGGGCUACCUAGUGGAUGAAGCACAAAGUGCUUUUGUCAAAGGCAGACAGAUUUCUAGCAAUAUAUCUCUGGCGCAUGAACUUUUUAAAAGCUAUAAUAGGAAACAUAUAUCACCAAGAGUUAUGCUCAAUAUUGAUAUUAAUAAGGCUUUUGACACUAUCAGCUAG
Messenger RNA from Asparagus officinalis (garden asparagus), 2949 nucleotides. RefSeq lists its product as uncharacterized. NCBI's taxonomy places the organism in Eukaryota, Viridiplantae, Streptophyta, Magnoliopsida, Asparagales, Asparagaceae. The transcript is spliced from 5 exons. Bases 1 to 2949 code for a protein of 982 amino acids. The record is from RefSeq and is a predicted model, not a curated record. Gene Ontology annotation, molecular function: catalytic activity.